This is a messenger RNA of Cryptomeria japonica (Japanese cedar), 3306 nucleotides long. Its product is annotated as disease resistance protein Roq1-like. The record is from RefSeq and is a predicted model, not a curated record. The transcript has 6 exons. Gene Ontology annotation, biological process: signal transduction; defense response. The coding region runs from base 1 to 3306 and encodes 1101 amino acids. Lineage: Eukaryota; Viridiplantae; Streptophyta; Pinopsida; Cupressales; Cupressaceae. Gene Ontology annotation, molecular function: ADP binding.
AUGGCUUCCACUUCGACAUCUGGUCGAGGAGAAGAGGAACGCGAUCCAUUCGUGGUGCUUGAACCUCCCAAUAAAAGGAUAAAAUCCUGCUCGACUACAAAGCAGUAUGAUGUAUUCAUCAACCAUCGAGGCCCAGACGUCAAAACAACUCUGGCUCAGCAGCUCUACGAUGCUCUACAGCAAGCUGGGAUCCGGGCAUAUCUAGAUGCUCCAGAAACUGAGCUGGGCGAUUAUUUUCCUUCUGCUAUAAAGAAUGCUAUAUCCUCUGCCGCAGUGCACAUAGCCAUCUUAUCACCGCAAUAUGCAGAGUCUCCUUGGUGUUUAGCUGAGCUUGCUUUGAUGUCCCAAACCAAGGCUAGAAUUAUUCCACUCUUCUACCAUGUUGACCCUUCGGACUUCCGCUACAUCAAAAAUAGAGUUGCAGAAGCAUUUUCCAAACACGAAGAGAAGGGCAGAUAUCCUAGUCAUGACAUUCAACAGUGGAAGGAAUGCCUGCAGAACGUUUCAUGGCUCAAGGGCCACGAACUCAACGGACACAAUGAUGAUCUGAGUAAGCUGUGUAAUGAUGUUGUCUCCGCUGUCGUUAAACAGAAGCAAAAGAGAAAGAUUCCUUUCCAAGUUGCAAAAUAUGCUGUGGGACUUGAUGAGCUUGUGAAAGAUUUUCACAGCAUUUGCCAGAGAAAUGGGCAGAUGAGAGAUAAAAUAAUUGGUAUUUUUGGAAUGGGAGGGUCCGGCAAAACCACUCUCGCCAAAUACUUGUUCAAUAGCAAACAUUCAGAAUUUAGUGGAUCAACUACUCUGUUUGAUGUGCGGGACAAACAUGUCAAAGGUGAGUUGACUUCUCUACAAAGUAAGCUUCUAAAAGAUCUGUUUCCUAGAAAUGAUCGUUCAUUUUCUAGUAUAGAAGAAGGGACCGCCUAUAUCAAGCAUGACCUUCAAGGGAGCCGUGAAUCAAGGUUCCUUAUAGUUAUAGAUGAUGUUGAUCAUCAAAAGCAGUUAGAUGCCCUAUUUCCCCUAGAUGUCCUCAAUCCCAACAGUUUAGUGAUUGUCACAACCCGUGAAGAGAGGCUUCUUAUAAAGGUCGGAGUGACAGUCCGUUAUAAGAUGAAAGUGAUGAAUCCAGAGCAUAGCAAAGAGCUCUUCUGCUGGCAUGCGCUCCAUAGACAAUCUUGUAAAAGUAGUUUUGAGAAUUUGGUAGACAACUUUGUCCAAGCAUGCAGAGGUUUGCCUCUUGCUCUUCAAGUAAUGGGUGCGCAUGUUUUUGGAAGUGGCAUGGCUUAUUGGAAAUCACAAUUAGGUGAGGUUGAGGCAAGACUAGACAAGGACAUAAAAGAUACGCUUAAAAUAAGCUACGAUCCUCUGGAAGAGGAUCAAAAACAGAUCUUUAUGGAUGUAGCAUGCUUUUUCAUAGGAGAAGAAGUGAGCAAGGCCAUAAGUAUAUGGAAAGCUUCAGGGUGGAGAGCCGAACAUGCACUUCAGACCCUCAAAGACAAGUGCCUUGUUGACGUGCAAAUUCGUUAUAUUAUGAUGUCUCCUGGUACAUCAUGCCAUUAUGAACCAACAUUGGUUUUGAAAAUGCAUGACCACCUCCGCGACUUGGGGAGGGAAAUGGCAGAUAAAGAAAUGAGCCAGCCAACAGAUAAUCAAAUGAGGCAUCCUCAUCGGCUGUGGCGUCCUGAAGAUUGUAUUGGAAUCAACAAAAUCAAGGAAUUGCAAGACACCCUCACUGAGUCCGAAAGAAAAAGUUUCAGAUGUUACAAUUAUCUCGAUAUUGAUGAUCUUGGUCUAAGAUAUUUUUUUGGGAGUACAAAGACAUCAAGUGAUUUACAAUUGCUUCAGCUUGAAAAUAAUGAAGAUGAGCCUUUUAUUCCUGAACGGAUUCCUCUCCAAAAUUUGCACACUUUAAUUCUUGAAGAAGUAUCACAUGAGAGAUUGUGGCAAAUGGAUGACCAGGUUCUACUCAAGUUGAAAGAGCUGUCUUGCAGUUUUGGGAAAUUAGAUUUGUUAGAGCUUGAAGAUAUUUUAAUGAGUGAUUUAAACAAACUAAUCAGUUCGUUUAGAAUGUUACAAAGUCUGGAAAGUCUGAACAUUGAGUUUGGAAUUAACUUCGACGACUUCAAUAUUGAAUGGAAUUGCUUGCUAAAAUCUGUAAGAGAACUCACCCAUCUACAAAAUUUAAGGUUGAGACGCUGUAUUGUAGAAGGGAAAUUUUCUUUAAGCAACAGCCGCUGUCGGAGGCUAUGGGAUAUAUCAGCUAUUGAAAGAUUGAAGGGUUUGAAGAGGAUCUGGAUCGCUCAUUGUCCAGAGCUAAAGAGUAUAAAAGCUGUCGAGCAAUUGAAGGGAUUGAAGACAAUCUGGAUUCAGGACUGUCGACGGCUUCAGGGUGUAAUUUGUUUUAAGGAACUGAAGGAGUUGAUGAGAAUCUUCAUUGGGAAUUGUGCAAGGCUGAAAAAUAUUGAGGGCAUUGAAUUUUUAAUACGCUUGGAGAGCAUUAUCAUUGCUCAAUGUCCGCAGCUGGAGAAUAUAAGAGGCAUCGAAGAAUUGAAAGGAUUGAAGGAGAUGAUUAUUUCAGAUAGUCCUAUGAUAAGUUGCAUUGAAAGGUUGCAGAGAUUGCCGUCGGAGCUUAAAACUAUAGUGGGGAGAUCGGCUGAAGAUUUUAAUGCAGAUACAAUUGGCGACACAUUAUCUAUGGUGCAAAAUGAGCACUGUGAAAUAGAUUGGAAGGGAAAUUCGAAUCAUUUUUUGGUACGGAGCAAACAAGUAGAGGAGAUGAUCUAUUCGUUUCAUAAAACCCAUCAUUUGUUCAGUACAUUCAUCUUUUGUGCUGCGGUUUGGAAGUCUCCUGAGAUAGGGGGCGACAUUUUAAAUGGGACAAGGAUUGAGCUCGAAAACACUAAUGACCUAAGACAUAUAAAUCUCUUCAGGGGAGGUACAGAUUGGAUAUAUACGUGCGUGGUUAAUGAGGAAAGGUUCUUAAAAUAUGACUCCUGGAUGCCCAAAUCUCAUGAUAUAAAGAGAGCAUUUUUAAUGGGAGUGAAGGCAGACGAAGGAAGGAAAGCUGUCCACAUAUUGCAAAGCUUAUUUGCUCAACUCUGCAUUCGCAAUAGCGAAUAUUCUGAAGAAGAUCUGCUGCGCUAUAGGCUUCUUGACCCUCAUGAUUUUAAGGAGUUUAAGUGUGUGAGUGACUGCUAUGAGUAUGGUUUCUUUGGUUAUGAUGAUUUCGCUGACUAUGUUGAUGACAAUGCAGAAUAUAAUGGUGGCGAUGAUGAGGAUCAUCGUUAUAAUGAUAAUGUAAUUGAGAUUUAA